CUGCUGCAGAGAGAGAGAGACCGACUCCUGCUCGGUAAUCCUGAACCCCAUGGACGGACGAAAAACGCCCAAACCUGGAUUAUGGUUCUGAUCUAAGAUUUCUCCAUAAGACAUGGUGCUACCUGACAAAACCUCCAGACCGUCUGCUCUCAAGAAGGUCCCCCAUCAGCCCACCAAGCCCCGUCACCCAAGCCUGCCCUCCCCGGCUUGCUGCGCGUGCGGACUCUGCAUCAUGCUUGCUGGCAUCAACAUCACCCUGGUGGGAGCUUUCGCCUUUGGCACCUUCAUCCCUUCUGGUAACCCUCCCAUCAUCAUCGGUCCUCUCCUCUUACUGAUAGCCCUGGCCUUUUUCACAGCCUGCUGCGUGGUCAGCAGGAGGCCGCCCACCCACACUGGGUGCCGUAAGGCUAGAGGAGGAGAGAAGUGGGGGCUCGUGCGGAUGGGGACAGCAGCAUUUGAGAUGGAGGCAAGCGAGCACACCCUGCAGGACACUACGGCUGUUCAGCUCAGCCCCACCAACUCCCCCACUUCAUCCCACAAGUCCUCUUCCAGCCAUGUGGGCAACACUGCUCCACCCGGGUGUCAGGAUAGAGCUGGGCUGAUGCUUCCAUCAGAGGCGGCUGUCAUGGGUGUCGCUGGAGAUAACCCCACUUCCACACAGAUGCUGCCCACUCAGAGCACUUACUGAACACAUUAAGGACAUACUUCCUCAACCAGGCUGUUUUAUGUGUGUGUUUUUAUUUGCUGCUUUUGGGUGGAAAUGUGUUGUAUAAAAAACCUAUCUGAUUGUUGCUUAGUUGGUGAUUUCUGUCGCUGAAUCUUUAUUGCUCAGCAGGAUGUUUUUUAUUCAUCCAGAACAGAAACAGGAGCAGAUGAUACCUUAAUCUAAGUGCCUGUUUGUAUACUGCUUGUUGUAUAAAACAGAAUAUCCUGCAUUCAUGUUCUCCUGUGUAUCCACUGUGGUUAGUGCCUGUCACCUUAUACAUCGGUGAAAAGAAGAUGAGUGUGUCCAUCGAGCUUCUCUGAGUCAUGAAAGCUGUUCCUGUGUAAGACUGGUAAAAUCACACACACUUUUUCACACACGUUUUUUUUAAAUGCUUGCAGCAAAAAAUUAGUCAAGAUGAAUAUUGAGGAACAAAUAAGUAAAUGUGCAUAUUAUAGUGUCAUUUUUAUAUUUUUCUGCAGCAGAUAUUACUUGCUUUGGGCACAUAAAGUUGAUAUUUCCUUUGAGAGUUA
This is a messenger RNA of Labrus bergylta (ballan wrasse), 1236 nucleotides long. Its product is annotated as transmembrane protein 275-like. The record is from RefSeq and is a predicted model, not a curated record. NCBI's taxonomy places the organism in Eukaryota, Metazoa, Chordata, Actinopteri, Labriformes, Labridae.